Molecule: messenger RNA, 1626 nt
Organism: Clonostachys rhizophaga
Lineage: Eukaryota; Fungi; Ascomycota; Sordariomycetes; Hypocreales; Bionectriaceae
Source: the annotation of a GenBank genome assembly
AUGGCGGCGGCGGAGAAAGUCGAGGAGAACCCAGCGCCGCAGCGCGACAUCGCUGAAAAGGACAAUGCCUCGCGCACCAGCACCAACGAUGACGACGACGACAGCACCGACAGGGUGGACCAAAACUCCCUCAGAAGACACAUCAGUAUUGCGAGCGCCGAGGCAGCUGCCGCCGGCGCAGCGGCGGAGAUGUCUAUGGCCGCCGAGUCAAUUGUGCAGAACGACCCCAAUGCAAUAGGAUGGGAUGGACCCGACGACCCUGCGAACCCGAUGAACUGGCCGGACAACAAGAAGUGGGCUACUGUGAUUAUGAUCUCCCUUAUGACGGUUUUGACACCCUUGGGCUCGUCCAUGUUCGCCCCGGGUGUGCCAGACAUCAUGGCUGAGUUCAAGUCGCGAGACGAGACUCUCGCCACCUUCGUCGUCUCAGUGUACGUCCUUGGUUUCGCCUUUGGACCGCUACUUGCCGCGCCGAUGAGUGAGAUUUAUGGUCGCGCCAUCUGCUACAACGUCGCCAACGUCGCCUUCGUUAUCUUUACAGUAGGAACAGCGCUCAGCCAGAACAUGGGUAUGAUGAUCGCUUUCCGAUUUCUGAUGGGGUUCGCUGGCUCAACGCCGAUAACUAACGGUAGUGGCUCCAUUGCCGACAUGUUCCCUAUCGAGAAGCGUGGCAGGGCAAUGUCUGUGUGGGCAAUGGGACCGAUGCUGGGUCCCUGCAUUGGACCUGUGGCUGGCGGGUAUCUCGUCCAAUACUUGAACUGGCGUUGGGUGUUUUGGAUCAUGGCCAUGGCGGGAGGCGCGAUCUCGUUGGCUGGUCUCUUCUUGGUAAACGAAACAUACCAUCCCAAACUGGUCGGCAACAAGGUCCGCAAACUACGCAAGGAAACCGGAAACCCGGACCUUUACAACGCCCUUGAGGACCAGACUACGACGGAAAAGAUGAAGCUCAAGCUGGCCAUCAUCCGACCUCUCAAGAUCCUCUUCAUGCUUCCAUCCGUGAGCCUCAUGUCGCUUUACGUGGCUGUUAUCUACGGCAUCUUGUACCUGAUGAUUAGCACCUUAACUUUUGUUUUCGGAGCCAACCAGUACGGAUUUUCCACGGGAACCGUGGGAUUGUCAUAUAUCCCGACCGGUAUAGGGUGUAUCAUUGGCAUGGUUCUCUUUGGCGCCUUAACGGAUAUGGAGGUGAAGAAGAGGCAAAAGAAAGGCGAAACACCGGUGCCAGAGGACCGUCUGGCGAUUUACAUGAUUGUCUUGGCUGGUGUCACAACCACCGUCUCCCUCUUCUGGUACGGCUGGUCGGUUCAACAGAAGGUACACUGGAUAUGCCCGAUGAUUGCCGUCGCUGUCUUUUGCUUUGGAUUGAUGGGUGUCAUGAUGACGGUGCAGAUCUAUCUCAUCGACUGCUACAUCCAGUACGCGGCGUCUGUCAUCGCUGCGCUCACUGUGUUCCGCUCCAUCGUCGGCGCAUUCCUGCCUAUGGCUGGGUUAUCUAUGUACAGCAAACUUGGAUAUGGCUGGGGAAACAGUCUGCUUGGAUUUUUAUGCCUCAUCCUAGCGCCAGCGCCCCUUUUCUUCUGGAAGUACGGAGCAAGGAUACGAGCAAGAUUCCAAAUACAAUUGUAA